Penicillium vulpinum is the source of this 537-nucleotide messenger RNA. RefSeq lists its product as uncharacterized. The transcript has 3 exons. NCBI's taxonomy places the organism in Eukaryota, Fungi, Ascomycota, Eurotiomycetes, Eurotiales, Aspergillaceae. The record is from RefSeq and is a predicted model, not a curated record. Bases 1 to 537 code for a protein of 178 amino acids.
AUGGCAGACGGAUACAAUCAAGCCCGCGCUAUGCGCGUCGCUGAGAUAAUCAACGACUACCGCACCCUGCUACUCCACAUCUCGCAGCAGCAAGUCGAAGCAUCCCAAGAAGAAUACUGGGAAGAUGGCUUCGUAGUACUACGCGAGUCUCUGGCCUCAGCCCAGACCCUAAUGUCCGCCAACUACCAAGCCUGUCCGGUAACAGGGCAAGGAAACCCCGAGACCGAGAAAGCCGAGCUACAGAGAGUCAUUGUGGACGGCAGCGCACGCCGAUUCCAAGCGCACAAGAUCUACUUGCGCGCCGCCGCCGCCAGGCGAUGGGCCAUGACACGCGCUAGCAUCCUGCGCGGCUCUCACCCAGCGGCCCAGCACGCUGCAGCCUUGAAGGGCGCAACUGCAACCCUCCAUCAGGAUCUGGCCCGUGUCACAGACCAGCAUGUCGUGGCAGACCUGCGAGCUGCUGAUCUGCGCGCUGGCCACUGGGUUGAUGAGGACCCUUCCUUGGAGGUGAUUCGUCGCUGGGUUUCAGGCCGUUAA